Molecule: messenger RNA, 348 nt
Organism: Fusarium coffeatum
Lineage: Eukaryota; Fungi; Ascomycota; Sordariomycetes; Hypocreales; Nectriaceae
Exons: 3
Coding region: 1-348 (115 amino acids)
Biological process (GO): mitochondrial respiratory chain complex III assembly
Source: RefSeq, a predicted model, not a curated record
AUGACCACCGUCCCGGCUCUAAAUGCUUACCGACAUCUAAUGCGCGCGGCGCGCAUCGCUUUCCAAGGGGACGCACCAAUUCUGUCCGCAGCCCAGCUACAGAUCCGUAACGAGUUCCGUCAAAAGGCCUCGAUCGAUGUGUCUGACGCUCCUGCAGCGAUUAAGCACGCCGAGGAGGUUGCGAAAGUCCUCCGCCAAAAUGUUGUUCAAGGCCGCAGAAUAGAAGAAGGCAAAGAUUCCUACAAGCUGCGGAUACAUGAGGACAUCGAGCGAGGCGAUAAUGAAUCGAUCAAAACGGCCGGCAAAGGCACAAUCGGAGGUGGCUGCUGCGGCGGUAGUAAAAAGUGA